AUGAAUUUCUUCCGCUCCAGUCGCGCAAACUCACACUUCCCCAUUGACGAUGGCCGGCCAGCAAAGCGCAUCUCAACUCCCGCUGGCCAGCGACUCUCCGUCAUCCUCGACAACAAGCUCACAAAGUCACCCGCCAACACAGCCAAAAUCAAUGUCACCACCGAGAGCACAUUUUGCAACGACCCAUCGCAUCAGCACGUAGGCCCCGUGCUGCAUGUUCACAAGAAUGAGAGGAAGAAGGGGGGUGUCUUUUCCGCCUUGACUGGCGGCAGAUUAAGCACGCCCAAUGAGGAUCGAUCCAACAAUGGGAGCAACCUCAGUGUUAGUGUUUGGAGCGACAGGGAGGAUGAGAAGUUUGGUCAUGUAAGACAGAGACGGAGGGGCAUAUUUGCCUGGGGACGGAAGAAGCUGGCUUUGGUCGUUGCUAUCUUGAUAGUGCUGAUCGUGGCUUUGGCCGUUGGCUUAUCAGUGGGCUUGAAGAAGCACUCUGGUAGCCCACCCCAAGAUACAGCAAACGGUUCUCAAUCGGCAGGCAGCGCAUCCGGUACCAACAAUCACAACCAAGACAACGGCGCCGAUUCCCCGACCGGAACCGACAAACCUCCUGCCCCAUCUCCUGCAGCCCCACGACCCUCUGUUCCUCCCAACUUUCCUGUCGGCGCUUACUCGCUUGCGGUCUUCCUCGAUACUGUCACACCAGAGUGCACCGCUAACCAAAACACCUGGACAUGCGCCCCAAAUACAGACUACUAUGCGGAUCCGCAGAAGGCUCUUACCGUUCUCAAUUGGGAAAUCGCCGGUUCUUCGGGAUCGUACAAAAUCUCAUCCAAAGGGCAUGAUGAUACAUUUGAUACGACCUUCCAGAAUGAGAACCUUGAGCUGUUGGAUCCAGGACAAGAGACGGAGCGCUACCGGUUCCAGAUUUCUCGCUCAAAAACCGUAAACAUGACCGGUACUCUUGGCGGCAGCAAGGGUGAUUUCGAGUGUGAUUACAGCGCAACAAACAUACAGGCAUUCCUAUACACCAAGAUGCUCCGCACUUAUCCUGAUGACACAAUCGCUGUCAAGAACACCCCGAACAUCCAGUGGCCAUUUGCUGUGCGCAUCGAGCAAGCUGUGGCUGGUGGUGAGGGUGUGCCAUCCUGCAAGAGUUCAUCAGGUGACAGUGUUGGCCUCAAGGCCCAGGAUGCGGGCACGCUAUGCUCAUGUCUCUACAAGAACUGGACGCCUCAAAAGUAG
Molecule: messenger RNA, 1239 nt
Organism: Bipolaris zeicola 26-R-13
Lineage: Eukaryota; Fungi; Ascomycota; Dothideomycetes; Pleosporales; Pleosporaceae
Exons: 3
Coding region: 1-1239 (412 amino acids)
Source: RefSeq, a predicted model, not a curated record